Messenger RNA from Macadamia integrifolia, 1924 nucleotides. RefSeq names its product beta-glucosidase 13-like. Gene Ontology annotation, biological process: carbohydrate metabolic process. The coding region runs from base 167 to 1690 and encodes 507 amino acids. NCBI's taxonomy places the organism in Eukaryota, Viridiplantae, Streptophyta, Magnoliopsida, Proteales, Proteaceae. The transcript has 14 exons. The record is from RefSeq and is a predicted model, not a curated record. Gene Ontology annotation, molecular function: beta-glucosidase activity.
AAGAGAUCAAAACGAUCUCUUCGAAGCCUUAUUGUUUUUCUCUGUUUCGAAAGCACCACUAGUCGAUGAAGGGAGAGGACGAAAAGGCUUGAAAUUGGGAAGAGCAAGUGGAAUACUUUGUUCUCAUACACAAGCUGGGACAAGGGAGAGAUAACCUAAACCGAAGAUGGAGAUUCAUGUCUCUCAACAUCAACUAUUUCUCUUGGUUCUAGUCCUAGUCAACUUGUUGAGUCAUAAUGGAGGUGUCAUAGCGUUCCACUCAAUUUCAUUGAAUCGAAGUAGUUUUCCGGGUGGUUUUAUUUUUGGUACAGCUUCUUCUGCUUACCAGUAUGAAGGUGCAGCAAAUGAAGGUGGAAGGAAGCCAUGCAUGUGGGACACUUUCACCCAUCAACAUCCAGAUAAAAUCGCGGACCGAAGUAAUGGAGAUGUAGCCAUCGAUUCUUAUCACCGGUACAAGGAAGAUGUAAGUGUAAUGAAGCAAAUGGGUAUGGAUGCUUACAGAUUUUCCAUUUCAUGGUCAAGGAUUUUACCUGAUGGAAAGCUAAGUGGAGGAGUAAACAGGGUAGGCAUUCAAUAUUACAACAACCUUAUCAACGAGCUUCUAUCCAAGGGUAUCCAGCCCUUUGUGACUUUGUUUCAUUGGGAUACACCCCAAGUCCUGGAAGACAAAUAUGGUGGUUUUUUAAGUCCAGACAUUAUUAAUGAUUUUCAAGGCUUUGCGGACAUUUGUUUCAAAGAAUUUGGUGAUAGGGUGAAGCAUUGGAUCACUUUAAAUGAGCCAGUGAGCUAUGUUAUGGGCUACAGUGGGGCAUCCUUUGCACCAGGCCGAUGCUCCCAAUGUUCUCAUGGGAAUUCUUCAACCGAGCCUUACUUGGUAGGGCACCACCAACUUCUUGCUCAUGCAGCUGCAGUGAAUUUGUACAGGGGCAAGUAUAAGGUAUCUCAAAAUGGAAAGAUUGGAAUAACAUUAAACUCAAAUUGGAUGGUACCUUACAGUGAGCACUACUCUGAUGUUGCUGCAACUCGAAGAGCACUUGAUUUCAUGUAUGGAUGGUUUGUGAGCCCUAUAACUUAUGGUGACUAUCCUAAGAGCAUGCGAUAUAGAUUGAAAAAUCGUUUGCCAGUAUUUUCGAAGAAGGAAAUGAUACUGCUUAAAGGAUCAUACGACUUCCUUGGACUCAAUUACUAUACAUCUAAUUAUGUGGCUAACGAUUACCAUUGCAAAGAUGCUACAGAUUCUUGCGCUAAGCUCUUGCAGGAGCGAGCUGGGAAAUCCAUUGGUCCAACUACUGGUUCAGCUUGGCUUCGUGUAUAUCCACAAGGAAUAUGGGAGUUGUUGAACUAUACUAAGAAAGAAUACAACAAUCCAGAGAUUUUUAUUACUGAGAAUGGAGUAUCGGAGGUCAAUAACAAUAAACUCUCAUUGAAAGAAGCUCUUGCUGAUAAAUGGAGAAUAGAUUACUUCAGAAGCCAUCUUCAGUUUGUCCACAAAGCCAUCAAGAAUGGUGUAAAUGUGAAAGGAUACUUUGCAUGGUCAUUGUUUGACAACUUUGAAUGGAAUGCUGGAUACACAGUUCGGUUUGGGAUUAACUACAUAGAUUACAGACAUGAACGGAAGAGAUACCCAAAACUAUCGGCCGUUUGGUUCACGAAGUUCCUUCGAGGAAGUACAACAAGGACAAAGCUUUAAAUCUAUAGAGCCCCAGUAAGUUGGGCUCGGACGGAUGACUGAUUAGAGCUUAAGCUUGAAUUUUAAUUUUGCUCAAAUUUCAUUUUGGACAUUUUGUUCUUUGGCUCUUUUUGGUGUAAUUGUUUUUUCUAUUUCUUUGAAUUCUUGGAAUAAGUCAUCAAAUGGUUAUUUUGUCAAAAAAAUAUGUUUGUUAGUCCACUCUGGAAAUAAAUUCUCUCUUUAGUGAAUUUGACA